Messenger RNA from Cutaneotrichosporon oleaginosum, 396 nucleotides. NCBI's taxonomy places the organism in Eukaryota, Fungi, Basidiomycota, Tremellomycetes, Trichosporonales, Trichosporonaceae. The record is from RefSeq and is a predicted model, not a curated record.
GUCAACCAAGACACUCUCAAGUCGAAGGAUAAGUGCAUCCGUGUCGCCCGCGAGCACCUUCUUGCAAAUCGCCCCGUCGUUGUUGACAACACCAACCGUGACGCCGCCACACGGAAGCUCUACAUCGACCUCGCUCGAGAGGUCAAUGCGCCUAUCCGUGUUUUCCACUUCGCCUGUUCCCUCGACUUGGCCCGGCACAACAACCGGUACCGUGCAUUCUAUGCCCCCCGUAAUGAGCCUAAGCGCGAGAUUCUGCCCGAGUCCGCUUUCGCCUCGUACAAGAGCGCUUUUGAAAUUCCCGCGCCUAAGGAAGGCUUCGACGAAAUGCGGACGGUGAACUUCAUCUGGGAUGGCACCGACAAUCAGCGCACUCUCUGGGACCAAUACCUCGCAUGA